AUGAAGAACAUCCAAAAUGAAGAAUACUACCUCGGUGAUGAUCCUGAUGAAGAUUCUCGUGAUGGGGAAGGAGAGAAGAUGAAUACUGAUUUUAGCAAAUUGGAGUUGAAGCCAGAUCAUGCCAACAGACCCUUGUGGGCUUGUGCUGACGGAAGGAUCUUCCUGGAAACUUUCUCUCCUCUCUACAAGCAGGCUUAUGACUUCCUUAUCGCCAUUGCUGAGCCUGUUUGCAGGCCAGAGUCGAUGCACGAAUAUAAUUUAACGCCUCACUCUCUGUAUGCUGCUGUUUCCGUUGGUCUGGAGACGGAAACGAUCAUAUCCGUUUUGAAUAAGCUGUCUAAGACUAAGCUGCCCAAGGAUAUGAUUGAUUUCAUCAAUGCUUCUACUGCUAAUUAUGGGAAAGUGAAGCUGGUUUUGAAAAAGAAUCGCUAUUUUAUCGAGUCCCCUUUCCCUGAGGUGCUGAAAAAGCUUGGCAAUGAUGUUGUUAUAAGCAAAGCAAGAUUUUAUUCUGACCCAUACGGCGGUGAUGGAUUCACAGUUGGCAAAACAAGUGGUGAACUUGAAGCAGGACCUGGGGAGCUGUUGAAUGCGGCAGAGUUGGCAGCAGCUGCAGAAGAGAAAGAAACUCACUCAUUUGAGAUAGACCCUGCACUGGUGGAGACUGUAAAGCAGCGUUGCUUGCCAAGUGAAUUGAAUUACCCUAUGUUAGAGGAAUAUGACUUCAGGAACGACAACGUUAAUCCUGAUCUUGACAUGGAACUGAAGCCCCAUGCUCAGCCGAGGCCGUACCAGGAAAAAAGUUUGAGCAAAAUGUUUGGGAACGGACGAGCAAGAUCUGGGAUUAUAGUGUUGCCUUGUGGUGCUGGUAAAUCUUUAGUUGGUGUUUCUGCAGCAGCUCGUAUUAAAAAGAGUUGUCUUUGUUUGGCUACGAAUGCUGUCUCGGUGGAUCAGUGGGCCUUCCAGUUCAAGCUGUGGUCUACUAUAAGAGAUGACCAGAUAUGCCGUUUCACUUCUGAUAGUAAAGAACGGUUCCGUGGAAAUGCUGGUGUUGUUGUUACAACUUAUAAUAUGGUUGCCUUUGGUGGUAAACGUUCUGAGGAAUCAGAGAAGAUCAUAGAAGAAAUGAGGAACAGAGAGUGGGGGUUAUUGCUCAUGGACGAGGUGCAUGUGGUUCCGGCCCAAAUGUUUAGGAAAGUCAUCAGUAUCACAAAAUCUCACUGCAAGCUAGGACUUACAGCCACCCUUGUGAGAGAAGACGAAAAGAUUACAGAUUUGAACUUCCUCAUUGGUCCGAAACUGUAUGAAGCCAAUUGGCUAGAUUUAGUAAAAGGAGGCUUUAUUGCAAAUGUUCAGUGUGCUGAAGUAUGGUGUCCUAUGACCAAAGAGUUUUUCGCAGAAUAUCUGAAGAAAGAGAACUCCAAGAAAAAACAGGCACUUUAUGUCAUGAACCCCAACAAGUUCAGAGCCUGUGAGUUUCUUAUACGUUUCCAUGAACAACAACGUGGAGACAAAAUCAUUGUCUUCGCAGACAAUCUUUUUGCACUUACAGAGUAUGCAAUGAAACUCCGAAAACCGAUGAUUUAUGGUGCAACCAGCCAUAUCGAACGAACCAAAAUUCUAGAGGCGUUUAAAACCAGUAAAGACGUGAACACCGUCUUCUUGUCAAAAGUUGGUGAUAACUCCAUAGAUAUUCCUGAAGCUAAUGUUAUCAUCCAGAUUUCGUCACAUGCUGGUUCUAGACGUCAAGAGGCUCAGCGUCUGGGUCGUAUUCUUAGGGCCAAGGGUAAAAUCGAAGAUAGAAUGGCUGGUGGAAAAGAAGAGUACAAUGCAUUCUUCUACUCUCUUGUUUCUACAGAUACGCAGGAAAUGUAUUAUUCAACGAAAAGACAGCAGUUCUUGAUAGACCAAGGUUACAGCUUCAAAGUUAUAACGAGUCUUCCACCUGCUGAUGCUGGUUCGAGCUUAAGCUACCACAGUCAAGAAGAACAGUUAUCUCUUCUCGCCAAGGUGUUGAAUGCUGGAGACGACUUGGUUGGUUUAGAGCAACUGGAAGAAGACACAGACGGAAUGGCCUUGCAAGCGGCAAGACGGAGGAAGGGACUGAUGAGUGAAAUGUCGGGUGCAAAAGGAUUCGUGUACCAGGAAUUCAACUCUGGCCGUCACAAAUCUUCUGGUCAACAAUCCAGGAAGCCUAAAGACCCUACAAAACGACACCAACUCUUCAAGAAACGUUUCGUGUAACACACACACACACACACAAGGUAAACCAAAAAAGGUUUCAGAGCUCUCUUGUUCGCUGGCGUUUGGUUUGUUUUUGAGUUGUAAUAUGCAAUUGUAACUUUGGGGAGAAUUUCUCUUCAGAACUUACUCGGUACUUAAUAAUACUAUAUGCAAUGAAUUUCUCUCCAACAAGCAUUUUCAUUUUAAAUAGGGUUCACUUUUAAAAUAAAGAGAUGGAAG
Molecule: messenger RNA, 2460 nt
Organism: Eruca vesicaria subsp. sativa (arugula)
Lineage: Eukaryota; Viridiplantae; Streptophyta; Magnoliopsida; Brassicales; Brassicaceae
Source: the annotation of a GenBank genome assembly